CUGUGUGUGUGUGCGUGUGUGUGUAUUUGUCUCUUCUCUGUAAGAACACAGCCCGCCGGCCUGCUCCUGCUGUUGCUGCGGCUCUCACUUGCUUUUUGCUACUUCUUUCCUCUCCUUUCUCUUCCUACUUAGCUUCUUGUCUUUUGAUAUCACUCCAAGUAUGGAUUCUAAUCACUCUGAACAGCUCUCAGCAGAACAAUCAACACCUCCAAGAGAUAGUUCAUCAUCAGCCAAUCAAAAUGUCCUGGGGAAGCAAGACAGUCAGGAUUCUUCAACAUCACUCCAAACACCAGAGCAAGAGGCAAGUGGCCACUCUGAAAAGGGACUCCAUGAUAUUUCUGAGGAGUUGAAUCAACAACUGGAAGAUAUCAUAAGCAUGUAUGGUUCUGCUGCCAGUACCAUAGAGAAAGAGCGCCCAGCUAAGGUGAAAGAGCAGCCUGAAAGUGCAGAAGCACCUGACAAUGAGGACAGAGACUGUGAAGAGGCCGAAAGAGAACCCAUUGCUUCUGGAGAGCCAUCCACAGUCAAAGAGCCUGUCAGUAAUAAAGAGCAAAAAUUGGAAAAGAAAAUCCUAAAAGGAUUAGGCAAAGAAGCCAACCUACUAAUGCAGAAUCUGAACAAGCUGCAAAAACCUGAAGAAAAGCUUGAUUUUUUAUUCAAGAAGUAUGCUGAAUUGCUGGAUGAACAUCGCACUGAGCAAAAGAAGUUAAAACUCCUACAAAAGAACCAGGUACAAAUCCAGAAAGAAAAGGACCAGCUACGAAGUGAACACAGCAGAGCUAUCCUCGCUCGAAGCAAACUGGAGAGUCUGUGCAGAGAGCUGCAGAGACACAACAAGACCCUGAAGGAGGAAACCCUCCAGCGGGCACGUGAGGAAGAAGAGAAAAGAAAGGAGAUCACAAGUCAUUUCCAGACUACUCUGACAGAUAUCCAGGCCCAGAUAGAGCAGCAGAGUGAGCGAAAUAUGAAGCUCUGUCAGGAGAACACAGAACUCGCAGAAAAACUGAAAAGCAUCAUUGAUCAGUAUGAGCUCAGAGAGGAGCAUCUGGACAAAAUAUUUAAACACAGAGAACUGCAGCAGAAGUUGGUGGAUGCAAAACUUGAGCAGGCACAAGAAAUGAUGAAGGAAGCAGAGGAGCGACACAAUCGAGAAAAGGAAUAUUUGCUCAAUCAGGCAGCAGAGUGGAAACUUCAGGCUAAAGUGCUGAAGGAACAAGAGACAGUGCUGCAGGCUCAGCUUACUCUCUACGCAGGAAGGUUUGAAGAGUUCCAGAGCACACUGACAAAAAGCAAUGAAGUGUUUGCUACUUUCAAACAGGAAAUGGAUAAUACAACUAAGAAAAUGAAGAAGCUGGAAAAGGACACAGCCACAUGGAAAGCCCGGUUUGAAAAUUGUAACAAAGCUUUACUGGACAUGAUUGAAGAGAAAGCACUGAGAGCUAAGGAAUACGAGUGCUUCGUGAUGAAAAUAGGGAGGCUGGAGAACCUCUGUCGCGCUUUACAAGAAGAGAGAAACGAACUCUAUAAAAAAAUUAGAGAAGCAAAAAUGCCUGACGAGGAUGAACAAAAUCAGCCUACCUCGGAUGAAGAGCCAGAGGCAGACAGCUCUAUGAGUAGAGAGAUGGAUACAGAGGAGGUCAACCGUGUUCAAAACGCCGUGAAGAGUCUGGCUACCUCCUUCAUGAUAAUUCAUCAUCCAGAGUCAACCCUCGACCCAAGCUUGGUCCAUCUGGAACUGAGUGGCCCUAAGGGGGGCAAGGCCUCUCCCCUCAACAAGCCCGAACAAGCCCUUCUGCCGUCUUCCUCGGCUUCCGAAAGUCUUCUGCUUCCCUCAGUUCCUGAGGCUGAGGCCAAAGUAGGCAACGCGGUGCAACCUGCCCCUAUGGCCGGCCAUAUGCCCGCCAAAAUGCCAGAAGAGCCAGUAGGCCAAGGUCUCACUACCGAUGUUCAGGCUGACCAGCAGUCUCGGAAGCCAGAGUCAGAAGCUUCCGGUCUGGCCCCAUGGUCCCCUGCCCAGACCUCCCUACCCAGGCUUGAAACCAAUGGUUCCGCUUAUGCAGAAACUUCCGGUCAGGCCCCCCAACCGGGGGUGACAAAAUGCCCUGCUCAUGAAGAAGCUUCAGGGCAGUCCCUGCGGGACUCGGCUAAGGCCUCCUUACUCAAGGUGGAGGCAAAUGGUCCCACACAUGCCGAGGCUUCGGGCCUGGCCGCCACCCAAACUCCCCUACCUGGGGUUGAGGCAAAUGGUCCUGCCCCAUCACCCCCAGCAAAAGAGAAUGUUCCAGGUGAGGUGCCUGGGAGUGAGCCCAGGAAGCAGCCCCCACCAGCAGCUUCAGGGGAGCUAGCCCCAGAGGCCUCAGCUAGGCCCCAGCUGCCCAGAAUGGCUGACACCAGCCUGGAAGGUGUAGACUAAGCCUCACCAUUCCUUCAGAGGCUUUCUUCCUGACUUUGCAUCUUGGUCAUUGCAGACUGUCUCUGAAAGAGGCGUUAAGGACUAGGGACAUCAAAUGGAAGAGAGUUAGGAUUAAGACAUCUUUGAAUUUAUGCAGAGUACAUUCAGUCUUUGCUCUUUGUUCUCAAUUUAUAACUGAUAAGGAGCUUUUCUAAUUUAAUACUAACAUUAUAAUUUUCCCAAAUGGCAACUGAACAUUCUAAUAGCAAAGCUUUCCAUUAAGAUGGUACUCAAUUUUUUAACAGUAAAAUUUGAUGUUUAAAUGACUUAUACAUGACAUAAAUACUGACAAUGUAAUGUUAUAUUGAUUUCUACAAAUUGUUUAAUAAGUUCCAUAUAACUGAUGGAUGCCCAGAUUUCAUUUAAACAGUAUAUAUACAUAGUAUUGUACAUGUGUUUAUGUAUGUGAAUAUAUACACAUGGAAAUGUGAAUAUAAUCAUGUAUGUGUACAUGUGUGCAUAUAUAAAUGUAUAUAUUAUACAUACAUUUCUCGCAUCCCUCAUGGAUUUUUCUCUAUGCAAAAUAUUUAGAUGCUAAUCAAAAAAUCAUCUCUUUUAUUUUUCAGGUGAUAUACAGUAAAUAAUGCUCUAUGAAUCAGAAGUAGGUUCAAAACAGAAAUAUUUACCCCAUCAUUGUAUUGUACAAAAAUAAAUAACCCAAUGUUAGAUCAAUAAAUUCAACCAAUUGAUCUAAUGACAGAAGAGCAGUUGUUUUAGAUUGCAAAACUUCAGAGAGCAUGGACACAAAGGCGACCACAAGAGGCCCUAAACAGCUGUAAGUGGCUCACCCCUUCAGCUGUUUGUCAUAUACUCUUUGGCCUACUGCCUCACAUUGCCCUCCAAAUGAGUAGACAGCAACACUCCUGGCUGCUUGUAAAAAAAAAAAAAAAAAAAAAAAAAAAAAGGGUAGCAUUGGGGGAAA
Molecule: messenger RNA, 3374 nt
Organism: Heterocephalus glaber (naked mole-rat)
Lineage: Eukaryota; Metazoa; Chordata; Mammalia; Rodentia; Bathyergidae
Gene: Txlnb
Product: taxilin beta
Molecular function (GO): syntaxin binding
Source: RefSeq, a predicted model, not a curated record